AUUGAUAUGAACAUCAUCAAUCAUAUUGACGAACGAGAAAAGAAAGUGAAUACCAUUUGACCAACAACCAAACUUCAUCAAUAUAUAAUAGUAAAAUGGUAAUAGCAACAAAAAUGUUUCGAUUUCAAUUUUUUCUAUUGUUAGCUAUUAUGGCUAUUUCUGAAUUCAAUUCAUUUCGAAUCAAUAUGGUUGAUGGUCGAAAUUAUAAUGGUGAAUAUUGGAAUCCAAUUCUUGAUCAACAUCAAUCGAAGAAAAAUUCCCAACAUCUGAAUGAUUUUCCAGUCGAUCAUUAUUCACAAUCAAAUUUGAUUAAUUCAUUUACACCCAUUCAUUCUGUCGAUCAUUAUCAACCAUCAUUGACAAUUAUACCGGAAUCAUAUCCGAUUCCCAUAAAAAUAUCGUUAUUGCCUGGGCCAAAUAUUCCAUUAAAGUCAGAAUCAUACAAUUAUCCAAGAAAACAUCAUCCAUAUAUACCAUGUGAACUAUUAACACAACGUUUGAAUGAAAUUCUUAAACCACAAUGGCGAUUGCGAUGUUCAAAUCAUUAUCAUCAACAACAGGUUAAAGAUUUAGAAUGGCAAGAAAAAAAGAAUUAUAAUAAUGAGAAUUCUGGUCAUAAUAUGAAUCAUUGGAAUGGAUAUUUUGUUGAUCCUACUCCUAUAGUAUAUGAUGAACAACAUUAUCAUCAUAUUGAACAAUAUAUGCCAAAAUCAUCGAAAGCGAAAUCGAUGAUGAUAAUGAAUCCAAGUGCAAUGUAUUCAAAAGAAAACGAUUUAAAUUAUUCACUUGGUUCCGAAUCAAUAGCCAUUGAAAUGUUUAAACAUAAUGAUGGUUAUACAAUACAACCCAAAAAUCAUAAUCAUCACCAAAAAUAUCAUCAUCAACAACAAUAUCCAUAUUCAGGUAAAUCAAACUAUGAAAAUGAAUCGAUUAUGAACAAUAAACAUCUUCAUCAUAUUAAUGAUAAACAGCCAAAAAAUCAUUAUUAUCAUAAAAGCCGUACGAUUAAUGAUGAUGGCCAUAAUAACAACAACAACAAUGACAAUCAUAUUGAUGAUCACACCACCACCACCACCACCAAUCAAAAUAGCGAUAAUCAUGACCAUUAUAUGAAUAAUAAUAAUAAUAAUAAUUGGAACGAAAGUCAAGGCUAUUACAAUAACUUUAAUAAAUAUACAAAUGUUGAUCAUAAUGACUAUAGAUAUUAUUAUUAUCAUCAUGAUAAUCAUAGUCAUAAUAAUAAUAGUCAUCAUCAUCAUCGAAAUAUUACCGAAUCAACAAUAAUGUCCAUAAUGACACCAACAACAACAACAAUGAUACCAAUUAUGGCAAAUACUACUGUAAUUCCAACUUCAAUGAUGAAGAGGAUGCCAGAACGACAAUUGAUGACAAAUUUUCUCAAUAAUAAUAAUCAUAGUUAUUGUAUACUGAGAAAAAACAUCACCACCACCACCACCACCGAUAACAGCAACAACAACAAUGAAACCAUAUUGAAUUCUUCAACAUAAGAAAUAUUGUUCUAUGCGAAUAUGAUUGUCACAUUUCUUCAA
This is a messenger RNA of Dermatophagoides pteronyssinus (European house dust mite), 1550 nucleotides long. RefSeq lists its product as uncharacterized. Lineage: Eukaryota; Metazoa; Arthropoda; Arachnida; Sarcoptiformes; Pyroglyphidae. The record is from RefSeq and is a predicted model, not a curated record.